This is a messenger RNA of Gavia stellata (red-throated loon), 393 nucleotides long. It is a transcript of the gene CYSRT1, whose product is annotated as cysteine rich tail 1. Bases 1 to 393 code for a protein of 130 amino acids. Lineage: Eukaryota; Metazoa; Chordata; Aves; Gaviiformes; Gaviidae. The transcript has a single exon. The record is from RefSeq and is a predicted model, not a curated record.
AUGGAUCGCAGUGUCAGCCUGGAGAACCCCUACGCCAGUGUCAACAUCCCGCGGGACCAGUUCCAGCAAAGCUUCAUCACUCGCUACCUGAAGGAUGAGCCAACUUCACCCACCAUCAUCACCAACCCCGCAGCUGUGCCCACCUAUGGCGUGGAGGAGCAGGCGGACCCCACCAGCAGCUGGAACAGCCGAACCAUUUCCACAGAGAAGUCCUGGUCCCAUCCCUACAACCCCUAUGCCAGCCUGAGGAUGCCCAACGGGGAAUCGCGUGAGUCCUUCUACACCGUCACCCUGGACAAGUCACCUAAGGGCCGGGAGCAGGAGGCCAGUGGGGCAUGCAGCUACUGCAAGUGCUGCCCCUAUUGCAAAAAAUGCUGCUGUGUUGUCUCCUAA